Varroa destructor (honeybee mite) is the source of this 825-nucleotide messenger RNA. RefSeq lists its product as uncharacterized. The record is from RefSeq and is a predicted model, not a curated record. NCBI's taxonomy places the organism in Eukaryota, Metazoa, Arthropoda, Arachnida, Mesostigmata, Varroidae.
AUGAGUCAAUUUAUCUCGAAAACGAUGCAUAUUCCUGGGUAAAUCCCAUAGGUUUAGAGGAGCCAUAUUGUCACAAGUAGAGUGUACGCAUAGAAUUUCACGUAAUCUGCACUCAACAAUGAUUCGUCGAUUGUUGAUUGCCCUGGCAUUUAUUGGCGCAGCGUUUUCCUUUCAAAGGGGUGACCCACAUGUUGCAUGUUAUACGAACGACCAGGAAUCCGAAUUCAUCGAAUGGUGGAAUGAGUGCACAGCUCUGUGCAGCUCGACAACAGCUCCGUAUAACCUGACACGCGUAGUGAUAGAAGGUGCCACGUGUGGCCCCACUGAGCUAUUCAAGUGCCGGGUAGCUACGGAGGACCCCGUACAGGAUAAAGUUGAAUUGUUGGGUGGUCAGGGGGAGUGUGUCUACGAAGGUACCGAACCAACGAAAAGUUGGAUUCAGAAACAGUAUAGCCCAGUCAUCACCUGUUUCGAAGCGACCUCGAUCGACUCAUUCGCUGGUUGGGUGAACGAGUGUACAGUGAACUGCUCUGUAAAAGGUCUCUCUGAGCUUGUCGUGCAAACUGGCAAGCCAUGUGGUAAGAAAAGGAAUCUGUUCGGCCAUAUGAAAGGAAGGUGCAGGACGACUUCUACCGACGAAGGAUCUAUUGGAAGCUGUAGCUGCUAAUGCCAGUAGCAACCGACCCUCUUGAGCGAGAUUUUCGGGACCCAUAACAACUGUUUUCAACGGUUCUUUAUUAUACUAAUGAUUACGUGUACAGCUUCGCUGACGAUAUUUGUCUAUUCACACUUACUCUGACCUAGUAAUAAACUUUGCUAUGGCCA